ACUUCAAAUUCCCAGUGGACUAAAUGCGCUUGUUACCACAUGAACUCAAACCUCUCCUAUUGACAUGUAAACAUAAUGCAUUGAUUUCUCAAAUUCACGCUCUUAUGGUAGUAUCUGGGUUAUUUUCCCAUGGAAACUCCAUUGCCCCAUUAAUAUCAUCAUAUGCCAAAGUGGGUGAUCUCAAAUCUGCCCACAAAUUGUUUGAUAAAAGUCCCCUGAGGAGAGUAGAUUUUUGGAAUGCUAUGAUCAUUGCCUAUUCAAAAAAUGAGUUCCCUUUUGAGGUUGUAAAUGUUUAUAAUCAAAUGGUCCUUGAAGGUGUCAAACCUGAUAGCUCAACUUUUACUGUGGUACUUAAGGCGUGUACGAUAUUGCAGGAUUUGGAGAAGGGUGAAGAGAUUUGGGACAAGGUUGUUGAGUGUGGGUAUAAAAAUGAUGUCUUUGUUGGGUCCUCUGUUUUGAACCUGUAUGCCAAAUGUGGGAAGAUGGAUAAAGCAGGAGCUGUAUUUGAGAAAAUGCAGAGGAGGGAUGUUGUUUGUUGGACUACAAUGAUAACGGGUUUUGUACAGAGUGGGAAAGGGAGAGAGGCUGUGGAUUUGUAUAGGAGGAUGCAAAGGGAAGGUAUGGUAGGUGAUGGUGUUGUUAUGUUGGGUUUGAUGCAGGCUUCUGCUAAUAUUGCAGACACGAAAUUGGGUUCGUCAGUUCAUGGCUAUAUGAUCCGCAGAGCCCUUCCUAUGGAUGUCAAUAUACUGACUAGCCUUGUUGAUAUGUAUGCUAAGAAUGGAGAGUUGGAGAUAGCUACUCGUGUAUUUCGGAAAAUGCCUUUUAGGAAUACUGUUACUUGGAGUGCUUUGAUUUCUGGCUAUGCUCAAAAUGGCUUUGCUGUUAAUGCUCUUCAACUGCUGAUAGAGAUGCAACUGUUAGGAUUCACACCUGAUGUAGCUUCACUUGUAAGUGCACUUCUAGCAUGUUCUGAUGUUGGCUCUUUAAGAUUGGGUAGAUCAAUUCAUGGUUAUGCUGCCAGGAAAGUCAUCAUGGAUCAAGUUUUAAGUACUGGAUUGAUUGAUAUGUAUGCUAAAUGUGGGCUCAUUUCUUGUGCCCGUUCCAUUUACGACCGCAUCAGUUCUAAGGACUUGAUAUGUUGGAAUACGAUUAUAGCAUGCUAUGGGAUCCAUGGGCAAGGAAGAGAGGCACUUACCCUUUUCCAGCAGAUGAAGGACGAGAUAGAACCAGAUCAUGCAACUUUUGCUGCUCUUCUUUCAGCUUUGAGUCACUCGGGAUUAGUGGAGGAAGGUCGACAUUGGUUUGAUGACAUGGUGAAUGAAUACAAAAUUAAACCUUCUGAGAAGCAUUAUGCUUGUUCAGUUGAUCUUUUGGCUCGAGCUGGUGAAGUUGAAGAAGCUAAAGAACUCAUCACUUCUAUGGAAACUAAACCUGGGCUUGCUGUUUGGGUUGCCCUUCUAUCUGGUUGCCACAAACAUAAGAAAUUUUCCAUUGGAGAAUUGGCAGCAAACAGGGUACUUGAAUUAAUUCCCGAGAACACAGGUACUUUCGUGUUGGUAGCGAAUUUCUUUGCAGCAGCAAAAAUGUGGGAUAAAGCAGCUUCUGUGAGGAAGCUUAUGAAAAAGACAGGGAUGACAAAAGUUCCUGGCUACAGUGCUGUAGAGGUAAAUGGGAGACUCCAUGCUUUUCUUAUGGAUGAUACAAGUCACCCUCAAUAUGAACAGAUAAUGGGACUUCUAUGCAAUCUGGAAAAUGAGAUGAAAGCUAUGGGCUAUGUCCCAAAGACUGACUUUGUGCUGCAGAAUCUUGAAGAAGAUGUCAAAGUGAAAAUGUUGGGUAUUCAUAGUGAGAGACUUGCCAUUGCUUUUGGGCUCUUAAACACCGCACCAGGAACCAGAUUACUUAUCACAAAGAACCUGAGGGUCUGUGGUGACUGCCAUGAAGUAACAAAGUUUAUCUCUGUUAUAGUAAAAAGAGAGAUUAUCGUAAGGGAUGUUAAACGAUUUCAUCACUUUAAGGAUGGAACAUGUUCCUGUGGUGACUACUGGUGAAACAUGUCUUGUCA
Molecule: messenger RNA, 2065 nt
Organism: Solanum verrucosum
Lineage: Eukaryota; Viridiplantae; Streptophyta; Magnoliopsida; Solanales; Solanaceae
Product: putative pentatricopeptide repeat-containing protein At3g25060, mitochondrial
Exons: 1
Coding region: 24-2051 (675 amino acids)
Biological process (GO): RNA modification
Molecular function (GO): zinc ion binding; protein binding; RNA binding
Source: RefSeq, a predicted model, not a curated record